Messenger RNA from Amborella trichopoda, 706 nucleotides. RefSeq lists its product as uncharacterized. Lineage: Eukaryota; Viridiplantae; Streptophyta; Magnoliopsida; Amborellales; Amborellaceae. The record is from RefSeq and is a predicted model, not a curated record.
UAUUUUCCGGUCAAUUUCAAAUUACAGUAGCUCUUGUUCGGAGAGAUAAUGGCACCCAAGCGGGCCAAAAGCAAGACCGAUUCCCCUGCUCCUGCUCCUUCCCAUAAUGCAAGUGGCGGGGAAAAUUUUCCCGCGUCUCUCCGUCUGAUUCCUCCGGCCACGGUGGCCGUCACAGUGCAUGCCAAACCUGGUUCCAAAGUCGCUUCAAUCACAGAUGUGAGUGGUGAUGCGGUAGGAGUUCAGAUAGAUGCACCUGCGAAGGAUGGAGAGGCAAAUUCAGCUUUACUUGAUUUUCUAAGCACUGUUAUUGGAGUAAAAAGAAGGCAGUUAUCUAUAGCUUCUGGUUCAAAGUCAAGGGGCAAAGUGGUACUGGUUGAAGAUGUCACUCUAGACAAUGUUUAUAAUGCUUUGAAGAAAAACUGUGAUUGUCACUGAAGAAAAUUGGAUAGCUCAGAGUUUGAACACAUAAGUGUUCAAUCGAGGACAUACCAUGCUAAAGGAUUCCAAAUCAGGGCAGUUUUACAUUAUAUCCUUCAGUCAAUUGGGGUUUGCUCUUGUUUUACUUUCAUCUUAAUCCAAUGUAUAUUCAAUCAGAUUGAAUAGAUAAAAGACAAAGCUGUUUUUCCAUUUGGAAAGGAUGAGCCAACAAUGGAGAUAUGAUUUACUUUUUUUUUGAAUGAAUGUGAACUGAGAUAUGGUUUGCUUU